AUGGCCGAAAGUGAUCACAGGCGGAUCCCUUACUCCCUGCACCCAGUCCCUGAGGUCGAGGAAAGCCAUCUUUCCAACUCACAAACAGGUCGCGACAACAGACCCUCGCCACCUGGAUUUCUCCUUUCGUCUCCCAUCUUCCGCCGAGAUGGCUAUCGGCCAAUGCCCUCUGGCUCUAUUGACCUUUCAUCUUUAGACGGUGUUACUGAAAACCAGCACGUGGCUCGACCCGACACCUCCUACAGUCAAGAAAGCGACCCUCUCGGUAUUUCAGUAAAGGGGAUCGCAAAACGUGUGUCCUUCACACGCGUACCUGUUGGCUCUAAAAGCAGCUCACCCGCUACGCCUCGUUUCAACAACGGAUCUCACGGCUCGCCAGAGUCUGGAACUACAUCGCCUCGAGCAGAGUCUGGACCUGCAUCACUUGCUCAGAACCCAGAUCAGGACCUCGUCUCGCCUCUGGAGGAAACGCCAGUCACAUCGCCAAACUCUUUGAGAACAGCUACACGCAUGGGAAAGUCGACAAUGCCUUGGGACGAUCCGCCUAGAGAUGACGACGGACAUCGACAAGAUGCGACAUCAGUGGGAUCAGACAGGGGCAACAGCGCGCAAAUGCGCAACGAUCACGACGCAGAAAAUAACGAUUCUCAUGACGACGAUGAGACCUUUUACAAGAGAUACAGCCAUGUGCCACAUUAUUGCGACUCACGGAAGGACGUUCACAGAAGAAGAGCGAAUUGGCUCUCCAUCUCGAUUAUAGCACUUUCAAUUUACUCAACAGGCCUCAGCUGUCUAUGGUUUGUCGUCGCCGUGGUGCAACCACGAUGGGGACCGACAAUCUCAUCCAGUGGCGGCAUCGCCCCUUCAACGGCCACCAUGGUCUGCGCAAUGUUCGCGAAGACGAUUGAAAUAUCUUUCGUGACGGUCUUCGUGGCCUUCAUUGGUCAGGUUUUGACACGUCGGUCAUUCGUCAAGUCGUCCAAGGGGAUGACCUUGGCCGAGAUGACGAUGAGAAACUGGGUCAUUCAACCCGGGUUCAUGUUGACGCAUUGGGAAACCCUUCCCUACGCCGCAGUCACAUUCCUCGGAGCGGUCUCCCUUAUCGCGACCAUCGCGUCGACGUUCUACACCACCGCGUCUGACGUCAUGGUUUCACCCAAGCUGAAAUACGGCGGCUGGGAGAGCAAGGCGUUGAAUGGUUACGUUUUAUCUUCUUACGCAAACACUUUUGCUACGCAGGAUAGCUGCCCGACACCCCUGCGCAAAGAAGAUCCAAACGGACCGGAGUUUGCUGCCAGAUCGUGCUUGGACAUUCAGUAUGCCGGGCAAUUGUGGGACGAGAUUAAACAUAAUGGUACGGGCGCCUCUUUGGACAUGUCUCAUCGGCCUGUGGGAACCACGCUGUUGUACGACAACACGACUUUAACUACGACCUGGGUCAAAACGGAAUACAGCAAUGUAACUCGCCAGUUCGAGGAGAAGGGGCGGAUCAUUCACAAUGUAACCCUUGCAAUGCCCCAUCCCGGUGUAUAUGAUGCCGCAACAAACCCCGUGAAUAAGAUCUUCCAACCCAACGAUCUUUCAGGUGUUGGAGAGUAUGCUAUUAGAGCGAGCGUCGUCUCCCCUGUCAUCAAUGUUAUGUGCGUUAAUAUGAACGAGGAGGAACUGGCUCCUCUUAUCUAUACGAAAUGGGACAAUAGCCAAACAAAUGCAACCGGAGUUGGCAACCAGACUACCGGUUGGGCCGGUUGGGAGGCAGAGGUGCCUCACCCCGAGGAAGAUGAGUGGCUCAACCGAACAACGGUCGAUGACAUUUUCCACUGGGGGCCAACAUACGGACGUCGGCCGCCCGUGUUCCAGCUUUAUCCUGCAGACUUCAACAUGAUUACCAACACUACGGUGUAUCAAGGAGAUGCCAUUUACCUUCUGGCCAAAUCGGCUUCCAUCACCAACUACACGCUUUGUGAGAUGCGUUCCUGGGUCACGCCGAACUGCUCGACUCAUUUCAACAUCUCUGGCACCGCUGGUUCACAUAUGCAGGCUCACUGCGAAGAUCCCGAUGACCCAGACAGAUACGACCGUUCCGUGCCUGAGGUCACGCCUGAAAAGCCUGAUGGCGAUUGGAAGAACAUCGCAGAUCAAUGGCGACUCUCGAUGGAUAUCAACGGCGGAACGGUGAACAAUAACGCCUCCAACGCGCGAACACUCACGCAAUUCAUUCUAGAACAGGGCAAGCUCAACCCGCUGCUUCCCUCCAUGGCCGAAGCGCUCGCCGUCUUCGCCUCAUCGACUUUGGUCAUCGGCAGUUUAGGGACGCCCUUCAUCCAUUACUGGGACUACGAAACGAUGCAGCUGGGAGAACCAGGUGCUCUCGCUACGUUUAACGCCACGAUCCGCACGCAGGAGUACACCUCUUCACAUGAGUACGAAUGGCAAAACAUAUUCUAUCUGGCUCUGGUCCUUGUUUUGCUCAUCAACAUCUUCUGUCUGGGCUACUUUCUCUCACGCUCGGGUCUGGUCACCGACUACACAGAACCACAGAAUCUCUUUGCGCUGGCUGUCAACUCGCCGCCGAGCGAGCAACUCAAGGGCAGCUGCGGCGGCGGUCCCAUCAAGGCCGACUUCGUGGUACCCUGGAAAGUGGCUUACGCCAAAGGGCCAAACCACUACUUCUUCGAGGAAGCCAACGGGCAGACUUGGCGUAAGAAGCAAGACGCCUCGGCCGACACGGAAUACCAGCGCGCUAGGGAGCGGAGCAGUUACAAGAGGCUCAGCACAAGCCGCACGUGGUUUUAA
Molecule: messenger RNA, 2796 nt
Organism: Colletotrichum gloeosporioides
Lineage: Eukaryota; Fungi; Ascomycota; Sordariomycetes; Glomerellales; Glomerellaceae
Exons: 9
Coding region: 1-2796 (931 amino acids)
Source: RefSeq, a predicted model, not a curated record